Messenger RNA from Anolis carolinensis (green anole), 3341 nucleotides. It is a transcript of the gene sox30, whose product is annotated as SRY-box transcription factor 30. Lineage: Eukaryota; Metazoa; Chordata; Lepidosauria; Squamata; Anolidae. The coding region runs from base 132 to 2288 and encodes 718 amino acids. Gene Ontology annotation, biological process: regulation of transcription by RNA polymerase II. Gene Ontology annotation, molecular function: DNA-binding transcription factor activity, RNA polymerase II-specific; sequence-specific double-stranded DNA binding. The transcript is spliced from 5 exons. Gene Ontology annotation, cellular component: nucleus. The record is from RefSeq and is a predicted model, not a curated record.
GGAGGGGCGGGGGAGGGGCCCGGAGCGGAGAACGUUGGCCCCCGCCGGCCAACCGCAGGAGACAAACGGGCGCCGGGUCACAGAGGCGGGCGGGCUGAGCUCACAAUCCCACAACAAUCCCGCUGAGCGGCAUGGAGAAAGGGGCGCAGGAGGAAACUCCCCGGGAGCCGGCCCGCCUCCUGCUGCACCCCGCGGCCUGGCAAGGCGCCGCCCCGCGCCUCGACCGCCUCCUCCUGCAGCCUCUGCCCGGACCGGCCAACCGGGAGGCACCGGCGCUGCUCUUCUUCCCCGCCAAGCCGCCCCCGACGCCACGAAAGGAUGGCGAGGCGGGCGGGGGGCAUCAGCAGGCCUCCCUGGCCGUCCCUUGUGCCGAGGGGAAGGAGGCCAAGGGCCCGCAAGUGAAGGCAGAAGAGCAAGAGGGCUCCGGAGGAGGAGGCGGCGGCACCGGCAGCAAGAAGAAAAGGGCGGAGCACAAGGCUGCCGCGGGUCGGCGGGGCGCCAAGGAGGAGGCUGGCCCCGGCGUCAAAGCGGAGGAGGAGGCCCAGGAGGAGGGAGGCUGCCCGGGGAAGGAGGCCGGCAUCAAGACGGAGCUGGAGGAGCCGCCCGCGGGGGGCCUCAAGGAGGAGGAGCCGGAGAUGGCGCCCGAGGCUCGGCCGCUCUCCAACGGGCCCGCCCCCGCCCCGCCCCACAAGGAGGCCCGGCCCAGCCAGCCCCCGGGGGCGCCGCCGCCGCCGGAGCUGAAGAUCCCGCUGACGCUCCACCCGGUCCCGCCCGGGGCCAGGAUCCAGUUCCAGGGCCCGCCUCCGCCCGAGCUCAUUCGGGUCACCAAGGUGCCCGUGACACAAGUGCCCCUCAAAAUGCAGUCCCUGCUGGAGCCCUCCGUCAAAAUUGAGACGAAAGAUGUGCCUCUCACAGUGCUGCCCUCAGACGCAGGCAUACCAGAUACUCCAUUUAGCAAAGACAGAGAUGGUCAUGUCAAACGUCCUAUGAAUGCAUUCAUGGUUUGGGCAAGGAUUCACCGGCCUGCUUUAGCCAAAGCUAAUCCUGCUGCCAAUAAUGCAGAAAUAAGUGUUCAACUUGGAUUAGAGUGGAAUAAACUCACAGAAGAACAGAAGAAACCUUAUUAUGAUGAAGCUCAGAAGAUUAAAGAAAAACACAGAGAAGAAUUUCCUGGCUGGGUUUACCAACCACGUCCAGGCAAAAGGAAGCGGUUCCCAUUAACGGUAUCCACUGUAUUCUCCGGCACUACUCAGAAUAUCAUUGCUACAAGCCCAAUGACUGCCUCCACUGUCUUUACUGGAACAUCUCAGAAUAUUAUUACUACAAAUCCAACUACUAUUUACCCUUUCCGAUCACCCACCUACUCUGUGGUGAUACCGAACGUGCAGAACAGCAUUGGACACCCAGUCUGUGAAGCCCCUUCUACUAUCCAGCUGCCAACUCCUUCUGUUCAGCAUCCAGGCCCUAUUACGCUGUUCCAGCCUAAUGUGGGAAGCACAACACCGCUGGCUGCCCCAACGGGAAAUCUUCCAAUUCGCCCAGUGCUUCAGCCUCCACGUUUUGCUGCACCCUCACCAACAGAAGCUCACCAUGUGUCUUCAGGAACAAAUUGCUCUAUAAAGAGACCCAACCAAAUUUCCAUAGAGAGUGCAAGCAGGAACCUGAACAAUACAAGCACUGCACAUUCCAGAUACAGUGUCUCAAAUAGUCAACCCCCUAAGGAGUACUCAGGUGUUUCUUCUUGUUCUAGAAAUGGACCCAUUCCUCAAGCACCACCUCCCAUCCCACAUCCCCAUGUUUAUCAGCCUCCUCCCAUUGGUCAUCCAGCUACUCUGUUUGGAGCAACUCCUCGGUUUUCGUUUCAUCAUCCUUACUUUUUACCUGGACCCCAUUAUUUCCCAUCAAGCACGUGUCCGUACAGUCGCCCUCCGUUUGGCUAUGGGAACUUCCCCAGCUCCAUGCCUGAAUGCCUUGGCUUCUAUGAAGACCAGUAUCAAAAGCAUGAGGCAAUGUUUUCGGCUCUGAACAGAGACUAUCCUUUUAGAGAAUACCCUGAUGAGCACACGCAUAGUGAAGACUCCCGGAGCUGUGAGAGCUUGGAAGGGGCAUCCUAUUAUAGCAGUCACAGUCAGACUGAAGAAGAAUAUUUAAACCCAAUGCCACAGUUGGACAUUGGGGCCCUUGAGAAUGUUUUUACUGCAACUCCAUCCACACCUUCCAGUGUACAGCAAGUCAAUGUGACUGAUAGCGAUGAUGAGGAAGAAGGGAAGGUUUUGCGAGAUCUGUAAUUUAAAAAAACAAAACCAAAUGACAGUAUCUAGCAUACUUUUUUUUAAAAAAAACAUAAAAUAAACUAUGUUGGUCAUAUAACACAAUUUUAGUGAGUGUGGUCAAGAAGAUGUAACAAGCCAAGGUUGCUGUAAAGAUAUUACAACACGGGAGAUUCCAGCAGAGUGCUUCCUUAUAGUAACUGUAUGUUACUCAUUACAUCUUCUUUCAGGUGAAGGCAGCUCAUGUGAUUGUGCAGCUUGUUUAAUAUAUUUUAAGUAGCAAUUUCAUAGACAAUAUGCCAGAUGUUCCUAAUCAAUACUGCACUGAACAAAAAUAGCUGAUCUGUACUGCAGAUUCAGUUUUCACACAGAUAACUUAUAGGCAUGGCAACUCGCACAGUGUCAGUGUGAUACUGGUAAAAUAUACAGUAGCCUUCCCUUAAACCUGGUGUCUUAUAUAAUCAUCAGUGUUAUUAGAGUUACAUACCAUUUAAAGAGGGUCGGGGGGAGCAGAGUUCACUUUCCUAACCCAACAAGAUUUAGCAUUGUACUCCUAGGUGUUAAAGUGGGGGAGGGGAAAUAUAGCGAUCUUUUAAGGGAUUAAAUUAUCUCGUUUGCAUAUUUUGCCAAGAACACAGACUGUUACAUUUCAGACAAGAGAAAGCUUUUACAAUUUUAAUAUUUGUCCUUUGGUUUAAAUAAUAAUAUUUUUUUAAAUGAAAAUAACAUGCAGUUUUAGAAUCCAAUUUAUAUUUAAGAUGAAAACUGUUAUGUAAAGCACCCUCUUAUGGGUUGCAUAUUUAAAAUCCAUAUAAAUUGUACUGUUAAAUGUUUGUAAGAAUAAGUAAAGUUGAAUCUAGCUCUAUGUUGCACACAAGUCUGCUAUGAUUCUGUAUCAGAGUACUAUCAAUAGUCAUUACUCAAACAUACAUUUUUAAAAUGUAGUGUUUGAAAAACAGUUGUAAAAUAUGAAAUAUUCCUAAAGUAUUCUUGUUUUUUUUUAAGAAGGGAAAGGUUGGUAAUACAUUUGUUCCACUUUUGUAACAUUAAAAUAAAAUCACAUGAACUAUG